This is a messenger RNA of Elgaria multicarinata webbii, 6394 nucleotides long. It is a transcript of the gene NUP214, whose product is annotated as nucleoporin 214. Gene Ontology annotation, biological process: protein import into nucleus; RNA export from nucleus. Gene Ontology annotation, cellular component: nuclear pore. Gene Ontology annotation, molecular function: structural constituent of nuclear pore; protein binding. The record is from RefSeq and is a predicted model, not a curated record. NCBI's taxonomy places the organism in Eukaryota, Metazoa, Chordata, Lepidosauria, Squamata, Anguidae. The transcript is spliced from 36 exons. The coding region runs from base 73 to 6303 and encodes 2076 amino acids.
GGGAUGUGAAGUGUGGCUGCGCGCGCUCCGCUCUGUCAGUGACGCCGGCGGGGAAGGAGCCCGGUCGGCGGGAUGGGGGACGACAUGGACGUGAUUCCCGAGCGGGAGAUGAAGGAUUUUCAGUUCAGAGCGCUGAAGAAAGUACGGAUCUUCGAAGCCCCCGAGGAGCUCCCCAAAGAGCGUUCCAGUCUCCUCGCCGUCUCCAACAAAUACGGAUUAGUGUUUGCUGGUUCCGCUGCCGGGCUACAGAUCUUCCAGACGAAAAACCUGCUCAUGCAGAUUCAGGCAGGGGACUCUCCAAACAAGAUCGUUGAGAACGUCCAGAGUCUGUUCGUUCCCACGAAGUUUCGUGUGCAUCACCUGGCGCUCAGCUGUGAUAACCUGACGCUCUCUGUCUGCAUGGCCUCAAGCGAAGUCGGAUCCUUCAUUGGCUUUUUCGAUGUCCGGACCUUUGUGAAUCAGGCGAAGCAGCAAAAGCGACCAUUUGCCUAUCAGAAGAUGGCCGGGGCGUUGGUCAGCGACCUGAAGUGGAACCCUGUCAACGCCUCCAUGUUGGCCGUCUGUUUGUCUGACGGAAGCGUCUCCGUCCUGCAAGUGGCGGACGCCGUGAAGGUGUAUGCCACGCUCCCUGCUUCGGUGGCUGUUACAUCAGUGUGCUGGAGUCCAAAAGGAAAGCAACUCGCGGUGGGCAAACAGAACGGCACCGUGGUCCAGUAUCUGCCUAACCUUCAGGAGAAGAAAAUAAUUCCCUGCCCUCCAUUCUAUGAUUUGGAUAACCCUGUCAAAGUCUUGGACGUUUUGUGGGUCGGCACUUACGUCUUCAGUAUCGUCUACGCGGCUGCGGACGGGACCUUGGAGACGGCACCGGAAGUGGUGAUGGCUGUGCUUCCUAAAAAGGAGGACAAGCGGCCGGAGAUGUUUGUGAAUUUUAUGGAGCCCUGCUACGGCAGCUGCACGGAGAGGCAACACCACUACUUCCUUAACUACGUGGAAGAGUGGGAUCUAGUCCUGGCAGCAUCCGCCGCCUCUACAGAAGUCAGCAUCCUCGCAAGGCAAGAUCAGAACAACUGGGAACUCUGGGUUCUAGAAGACUCCAACCGAGCAGAACUUCCCGUGACGGAGAAGAGUGACGACACCUUGCCAGUCGGAGUGGCGCUUGACUGCACCAGCAACGUCCCCAUAACCAUCAGUGAGGACAAGACCUUAGACCCCGCGCCGGUGCUGCUGCUGCUGUCCACAGAUGGGGUGCUGUGCCCUUUUUACAUGCUCAAUCAAAACCCUGGAUUGAGGUCCCUCCUUGUGACACCUGAGCCUCUCUCCGCAGAAGGGGACCGAGGAGCGAAAUCAGCCGGAAGUACUCCCCCUUCAUCGGCUUCUGCCUCUGCUCCCCCGAAGGUUGACACAGCCCCGCCUGUCGCUGCCCCUGCCCAGUUGUCUGUUUCCGCCGGCGGGGCAGCCGCGUUCUUCACCUCCUCCACUUUAAAGAUUACCGGCUCCACCGCCGACGCGUCUCUGCCGUAUCCCUUCCCGUUGGAAGCCCCCAAGCCUCCCCCUGCUUCCAACCUGGGCGGAGCAACCGGCUUCUCCUUCUCUUCCGCCCCCUCCAAAGUGCCCCAAGCUCCAGGCCCGUCAGCCGGCCCCGUUCCCGCCUCCUCUUUCUCCUUCGGCUCCGUGAGCUUCAAAAGCAACGCCGAGGGCUCAGCCGGCCCUGCGCCGUCCGUAACGCCCGUCGGGCCGAAGCAGAGUUUUGCCCCUUCGGCUUCCACCGUGAAAAUCAACCUCAGCGAAAAGUUCACUGCUGUGGAAUCCUCUACACCCGCUAUCAGCAGCAGCAGCCAAAGUUCAACCAUCUUCUCCUUUUCUCCUGCCGCCAAGCCUGCGCCCGGGGGACCCCUAAGCCAGACCCCUCUGCUCUCCACUCCGCCUCCCGCACCGCUAAAGGCUUCGACCCCCGUGUCUUCCACAAUGGUUCGUCCUGCUCAGAGCGCUCCCCCGGCGUCCGUGCACCAGAAAACACCCAAGAUUUCCCCAGCGGUGCUGAAAUCCAGCCCAUCCCAGGUCCGACAGCAGCCUCCUGGUGCCGGGACGGAGAAGCCACUCCAUCAGUGGAAGGAUUCGGAUCCCGUUAUCGCAGGAAUAAGGGAGGAGAUUGCGCAUUUCCAGAAGGAGAUGGAAGAGCUGAAAGGCAGGACGGCCAAAGCCUCUUUCCAGGUGGGCACGGACGAGGAGAAGAAGCUGCUGAGGACGGAGUCCAAUGACCUCCACACCUUCCUCUUGGAGAUCAAAGAGACCACGGAGUCUCUUCACGGAGACAUCAGCCUUCUGAAGACGAACCUGCUGGAGGGAUUUGCAGGGGUGGAAGAAGCAAGACAGAAGGACGAACGGACCCACAACUCUGAGUACUUGCAUUUGCUCUAUAAGAAGCCUUUAGAUCCAAAGAGUGAAGCCCAACUUCAGGAGAUCCGACGCUUGCACCAGUACGUGAAAUUCGCCGUCCAGGAUGUGAACGACGUUCUGGAUUUGGAAUGGGACCGGCACCUGGAGCAGCAGAAGAAGCAGAAGCGCUUAAUGGUCCCCGAGCGAGAAACUCUGUUCAAUGCCCUCACUAAUAACCGGGAGAUCAUAAACCAGCAGCGGAAAAGACUGAAAAACCUGGUGGACAGUUUGCAGGAGCUUCGCUUGUACAACCACGCAGCCCCGUGGAAGCUUUCCGCGCCGGCCUCUUCCCACAGCAGCGUUCAGAGCCUUGACAGCGAACUGGAGAGCUUAAGUAACGCCUUGACCAAAGCUACUCUCGAAUCGUGCACGAAAACAUCUCCGAAAUCAGCAGCUAAACUCUCCCCCGUGAAGCAGGCCCAGCUGAGGAAUUUCCUCGCAAAGAGGAAGGUGCCACCCGUGAGGUCAACUGCACCAGCCAGCCUCUCCCAGUCGGCCUUCCUGUCCUUGAGGUACGACGAAGACUUGGACGACGUGAGCUCCGCCUCUUCGGUGGCCCCGUCGCUGGAGAACGAGGCUAUUCAAGCCCCGGAUCAAGAGGAGGAGGAGGAGCUGGCCCCGAUCCCGGUGCCUCGCCACGCCCCCGUCGUCCGGACCCCCUCGAUUCAGCCUGGCCUCCUGUCUCAGCCCCUGCCUCUCGGCAAAGCCCAGGUCCCUGUGGGCGCUUUGAUAUCCACCCCCAAAAUCAUCCCCCAGGGAGCAGACAGUACGAUGCUGGCAACGAAGACGGUGAAGCACGGGGCACCUGCUCCUUCGGUCACUCUCCCAGCACCACAGGCAGCUGCCGAAGCAGCCCUCAGGCGACAGAUGGCCAGCCAGAAUCCAGCCGCGAGCGCAUCCUUGACCGAGUCGACUUUGAAGAACGUCCCUCAGGUGGUGAACGUGCGGGAGCUGAAAAGCAACACCUCUCCUCCAGCCGUUUCGGCAGUCAUAGGAUCGUCGGUUCCUCAGUCUGCCGCCCAAGCCGUCCACCAGGUUCUGGCAACAGUAGCUACAAAUCAAGCUAAUCAGGCUCCUCCGCCCAGCUCCACCCCCCUGGCAGGUGUCGCCGUUGCAUCCCCUGGUCAGACGUCGGCCGGCAAGAAGAACUCAGGCCAAGGGCCCAUGAAGACAGCCGCCGCCACCGCCGUGACCUCGUCUGCCGUAACGUCCACCCCGGCGACCGCUAGCCAGUUCAACAAAGCCUUCGCCUUCGCCUCCUCAGGACCUGGAUUUAACUUCGCCGCCGUCACUUCUUCCCCUGCUACACCUGGCUCUGCUGCAUCACAAGCGGCCCUAACCGCCCCGGCGAAAGAAGCGAGCCAGCCCGACGGGUUUUCCCUCGGCGGGAGCGCCAAGUUUGGAACUGCUCCGGAGAGCUCGUUUGCUUUCGGGACCGCCAAAGCGCCCGGCCUUUCAGGAGCCUCCGUGGCGAGCGGCAGUUCUGGGGAUCCGUGCCAGGCCAACGGGCAGAGCGCCGCCGGCACCGCUCCUCUCCCCCCCGCGGCCUCCGGCAAACUGGAGACCCUUCCGUCGAAGCAAGGCGACCAUCUCUUUCAGGGCACCGUGGCUGGGGAAACCCUGGGGAGCUUCUCUGGGUUGAGAGUCGGUCAAACGGACGAGAGCAGCAAGCCUGCCCCUACCAAGCCUCCCUCGGCUAGCCUCGCAAGUGGGCAGGCACCCAAAGCCACGGCGGGACCGGCCGGAUUUCCUCUCGGGAGCUCCCUGCAGGCUGGCAAGCCAACGGAAGCCUCAGCUCCGCCGGCCGCUCCGCCACCUACAGCCGUUGGCCCUGGCACCAUCUUUGGCAACGUCCAGUUGGUCAACGCCGGACCCCCGGCCGUCUUUGGCCUCGGAGCGUCCGUGAGCGGCGCCAAGGCUCCCUUCACUUUCGGCAUCCAGCCGGCGAGCGCCGCGUCAGCCUCUCCUCCAGCGGCCCUGCCGGCCUCGACGGCUCUCUCGUUCGGGAGUCUGCUGAGUUCGGCGGCCACAGCGGUCGUUUCCGCCGGGAGCCGAGGAGAGGAAGAUGCCAAGGCCGUCACGACACCGGAGAAGCCUUCUUCAAGCGAUGCAGCGGCAGCCGCUGUGGCGGCCACAGCAGCGGUGCAAACGCCGCCGCAACCGCAGGGGCCGACUCCGGAGCCUCCGCAAGACCCUCUCGCCUACCCCGCGCCUUCACCGGCAGAAGCAGACGGGGCGAGCGUCGGCGCAGCUUUGGUGCCCCCCCCUGCCAAAGACGCCCCUCCCGCCGCGGUGUCUGGCGAUCCCAAGGCCGAGGGGCCUCCUGCCGUCACCUCCUCGGACCCCCCCGCUCCAGCGAACGUGGCCCCUCCUCAACCCGCCGAAGCGACCGGUGCGCCUCCCUCGCCCUCCAACCCGAGUCCAGCUCUCCAGGCCCCGGCCCCGGGGAGUUCCGCGUUCACGGCGGCCGUCUCGAGCUCGUCCGUCUUCACGCAGCUCCCUGCCUCGGCCUCGUCUCCGUCUGCCUCCGCCUCGUCUCCGUCUGCCUCGGCCUUCAGCCAGCCUGCGGCCGACACGUCAGCGACCCCUUCUGCUCCCCCGGUCUUCGGCCAGCUCUCCGGCCCAGCCGCGGUGGAGGCCCCUCCCUUCGGCCAGCCCCCAGCCGCCCCGCCGUCCACCUCCACCGUCACUGCCCAGGGGGCGGCCGCCGGGUUUAGUACCUCCGCCUUCGGCUCCGCGACCGCCGCCGGCUUCGGCCACCCAGCCUUCGGGCAAACUCCCGCCUUCGGCCAGCCAGCCAACACGGCCAGCGGCUUCUCUUUCAACCAGGCGGCCUUCGGGGCCACCCCUGCUUUCGGGCAGGCGGCUUCCGCCCCGGCCGCCCCGGCUUCCAGCAGCGGCCAUGCCUUCGGGGUGCCGGCCAGCACCAGCACCGCCAGCUCCUUCUCGUUCGGACAGCCGUCCACCGCCACCGGGCUCUUCGGCCAGAGCGGCCCACCGGCUUUCGGGCAGAGUUCCACCUUCGGACAGGCAGGGUCGAUCUUUGGCACCGCCAGCGGCGCCGCCGCCACCACCACUCCGACUUCUUCGGCAGGAUUCAGCUUCUGUCAGGCCUCAGCCUUCGGUUCCAGCAGCCCCAGCGCCGUCUUCGGGCAAGCAGCCAACGCCAGCAGUAGCCUCUUCGCCCAGCAGCCCUCUUCCGGCGGGGGUCUCUUUGGGUCCGGAAGCAGCGGAGGGAGAGGAGGGGGCUUCUUCAGCGGCCUGGGAGGGAAGCCAAGCCACGAGGCGGCCAAUAAGAACCCUUUCAGUUCCACCGCUGGAGGAUUCGGCACGCCAGCCACCCAGAAUACGUCGACCCUUUUUGGAAACAGUGGGGCCAAGGCCUUUGGAUUUGGCACUGCCUCCUUUGGCGAGCAGAAGCCCAUGGGCACGUUCAGCUCUGGCGGCGGGAGCGUGGCGUCUCAAGGCUUUGGGUUCUCCAGCCCGACCAAAGCAGGUGGCUUCGGAGCUGCUCCAAUGUUUGGCAGCCCUCCCACUUUUGGGGGCUCCCCCGGGUUCGGAGGGGUGCCAGCAUUCGGUUCAGCCCCAGGCUUUACAAGCCCUCUGGGCUCGACGGGAGGCAAAGUCUUCGGCGAGGGGACGGCCGCGGCCAACGCUGGAGGAUUCGGCUUCGGCGGCACGGCUAACACGGCGUCAUUCGGCACGCUGGCGAGUCAGAACACGCCCACCUUCGGCUCCCUCUCCCAGCAGACUCCAGGUUUCGGCACGCAGGGCAGCGGCUUCUCCGGCUUCGGGUCGAGCGGAGGAGGCUUUGGGUUUGGAUCAUCGAACGCAUCCACUUCCGGAUUUAGCGGCUGGAGGAGCUGAAGGGAGGCUGAGCCGUUUUCGCCCUGCCCUGCGGACGAACAGGAGCGGCGUACGGAUUCAUACUGCAGCGAACCUUCAGGAUUACCUUCUU